This is a messenger RNA of Lachancea dasiensis, 597 nucleotides long. NCBI's taxonomy places the organism in Eukaryota, Fungi, Ascomycota, Saccharomycetes, Saccharomycetales, Saccharomycetaceae. The record is from the annotation of a GenBank genome assembly.
AUGGGUCAUGAAAUAACUUUGCAAGUCCCAGCCCGGGUGGCAGAUCCUAACCUGAAUUUCAAAGGACAAGACCAUGCAGCGAUGCAAACGCUAACACUGAACAGAGGAAAGUGCUUGAAAAGGGAGCUGGUGGAUUCGUUUUUCAGGGUUUCACGGCAUAAUAGCGACGAUGUAAUUCAGCAGAAAUUGAACGACACGAAUGGUCCGAAAAAUGACCAGUCGAAAACUACGCGAUGCAGGCAGUUUGUAGAACAGGAGCUGUACCGCGGCUGGGAUUUGCGCUUGAAAGCGCUGAACUUCUGUGAGCAGGAGGCUGCUGAUCUGAAGCAGGAGCUAGACGGUAAAAUGGAGGCUGAGAUAAGAACGGAAAAGAGCCCUGUUUUGACCGCGCGUAUGGAUCCGUACGCAGCUGCCGAGGAUCUCGAACUAAGGCAGGCUCGCUACGAACAGUGGAGGCAACUCACCAAGUGGAUUAGCAACCAGCGAGCGGUUGAAGAUAUAUUGCAGAAAAAUGCUGCAAAAGUUUUGACGAGAGCGUGCGACCCCGACACAGCAUACAUCGACGAUUUCAAAAAGUUCAGAGCGUCGAUGCGGUGA